AUGGCCCCCAACAGCUUCUCCGUGUCCACACGCAUCCCCCUCUCCAACGGUCUGUCUAUCCCGCAAAUUCAUCUGGGAGUCUAUCUUAUGAGCGGCCGAGAGGCCAAAUCGGCCGUGAAGUGGGCACUGGAGGCAGGGUAUCGCGGCAUCGACAGCGCUCAGAUGUACCGGAACGAAAAGGACUGCGGUCAGGCUAUUCUCUCCUUCCUGAACGACAAGGCAAGCAACACCGCAGGAUUGACCCGCGAGGACAUCUUCUUCACUUCGAAACUAGCUUCCAACGCUAGCUACGAGGUUGCUCGUCGGUCCAUCAAGCAGUCGGUUCAAACAUGUGGCCUGGGGUACAUCGACCUCUUUCUGCUCCACAGCCCUUAUGGGGGGAAGAGCGCACGACUGUCCAGUUGGCGGGCGGUCGAGGACGCCAUCAAAGACGGCGAGGUCAGAAUUGGUGGAGUUAGUAAUUUUGGCGUCAAGCAUUUGGACGAAUUGAUCGCCUCCAAACCGCGUAUCAUGCCAGCCGUCAAUCAGAUCGAAGUCCAUCCAUUCAAUACCAGGACCAACAUCACCGAAGCCUGUCGCAAGUACGGCAUCCUUGUUGAAGCAUACGCACCACUUGCCAGGGCACUCCGUAUGAAGCAUCCUACGAUUGUCUCGCUCUCGAAAAAGUACAACUGUACGCCAGCCCAGUUAAUGAUCCGGUGGAGCCUUCAACAUGGAUACAUCCCCUUACCCAAGAGUGUGUCCAAAGAGAGAAUCAAGUCAAACGCGGACAUCAGCCACUUCGAGAUCUCUGGCGAGGACAUAAAGGCAAUGGAUGGCCUGGACGAGUACUUAGUGACCGAUUGGGACCCGGUCGACGCAGACUAG
Messenger RNA from Capronia coronata CBS 617.96, 867 nucleotides. RefSeq names its product alcohol dehydrogenase (NADP+). Lineage: Eukaryota; Fungi; Ascomycota; Eurotiomycetes; Chaetothyriales; Herpotrichiellaceae. The record is from RefSeq and is a predicted model, not a curated record. The transcript has a single exon. Gene Ontology annotation, molecular function: oxidoreductase activity. Bases 1 to 867 code for a protein of 288 amino acids.